This is a messenger RNA of Agrilus planipennis (emerald ash borer), 1899 nucleotides long. Its product is annotated as G-protein coupled receptor moody. Gene Ontology annotation, molecular function: G protein-coupled receptor activity. The record is from RefSeq and is a predicted model, not a curated record. The coding region runs from base 695 to 1657 and encodes 320 amino acids. Gene Ontology annotation, cellular component: membrane. Gene Ontology annotation, biological process: G protein-coupled receptor signaling pathway. The transcript is spliced from 3 exons. Lineage: Eukaryota; Metazoa; Arthropoda; Insecta; Coleoptera; Buprestidae.
CAUUGUUCUUUCUCUUUUUAAUACCUUCUCAUUUCUAACCUUUUCUGUUUGUGGUAUUUUUAACAUCCUCUUAUAACACCGCAUCUCCAUUGCUUGUAACUGUUUCUUUGUUAAAGGUGCAAAAGCUCUCAAAACACUUCUCGUUAUUAUAGGCUAUUGUUGAAUGAACAGCUUAUUUUGUCUUCCUUAAAAAUUCAUUAAAAUUAUACAAAGUAGGUACCUAACACAACAUUUUUCAUUUAGAGGUUCUCUUUGUUGUUCGACUCAAACUUUUUUUUAUUAAAUAACGCUAUAUUUACAACAAUUAAACAUAUUUUAACAGGUAACAGUACAUUUUGCAUAAACUAUAUACUAAGCAUAUUUUGGAAUUUCUUUAUUAAUAAGCAACUUUUUUGUGGAUCUAAGUGCAUGCAUGGGCAUAAGCCGUAUCUCACAUGUGCAUGGCAUGUGGAAGCACCAAUAGUUAUAAAAACACACAUACAAACGGACAUAUACAUAUAAUAUAAGGAUAAUAUAGUUUAGUAUCAUAUAUUUGUACUCACUUGGAUGCGCCUGUGCUUUUUCUUUCUUCGUCUGUUUUUUCGUCGGCUUGUGGUUUAGUUUGAUCGGUGACGUUGCCGUUGAUGAGUGGAGGUCAAUUUGUUGCUAUUGUUUUAAUUAGGAGGUUAACUACCCUAGUGUGUAUUCUCGGCCCAUGCUUACCGCCGCCGGCGUGGCUACCAUCCUAAUUAUGGUUGUCGGCAUUGCCGGGAACCUGCUGACCGUAAUUGCUCUUCUUCGGAACUCCAAAAUAAGAACCGUUGCAGCCGCAUUUAUUGCUAGUUUAUGCAUUUCGGAUCUUCUUUUCUGCCUUGUGGUAUUACCAUUCGCUGCUAGUCAAUUCUUUUUGGGCACAUGGAUCCACGGAGAUAUUCUUUGCUACAUCAUUCCGAUGAUGCGGUAUGGUAGUGUUGGGGUGUCGUUGCUCAGUGUUGCCACCAUAUCGAUAAAUCGUUACAUCUUAAUAGCGUGGCCAAAUCAAUACACCAAAAUCUAUACGAAGACCAAAGUCGCUUUCUACAUUAGUCUCAUAUGGCUUUUUAGUUAUGGUACCCAAAUACCAACGCUGAUGGGCAUGUGGGGGGUGUUUGGUUUCGAUAAAAAAUUGGGAACGUGUUCCAUCAAGAAGGACCAAAAUGGCAAUUCGCCUAAAGUGGCCUUGUUUGUAUUAGGUUUCGUGAUACCUUGUUUAAUUAUAGUAAUUUGUUAUUCAAAGAUAUACUGGGUGGUUCAUAAAUCCCAGAAAAGACUUCAACAACACGGUUCACUAAUGGACACCAAGAGAAGUGAAAUGCGGGUGACCAGAAUGGUGUUGGUGAUAUUUUUUUGUUUCGUGAUCUGCUAUUUACCAUUGACGUUGGUGAAAGUGUUCGACGGGGAUGUCAAAUACCCGGCAGUGCACAUCUUGGGGUAUCUGUUGCUGUAUUGUGCAGCUUGUGUUAACCCAGUUAUUUAUGUUACAAUGAACAAGCAGUACAGACAGGCGUAUUUCGAUACUUUGAAAUGCAGGGUUGGGAAUAGCUACGAUUCCAAUUCGCCCAUACAACACCACAGCAAAUCGAUAAUGUCGGUAAUGUUUGCCAAACACAAUACAGUAUCUCCAAAUCCCAAAGCCUAAAACUAUCAACAGCACAAAUUGAUGGAUUAUUUUGACUCAGAAAUACAUACAUAUAAAGCUCCUAUAUGAUUGAAAACAUGUCAAGAUAAUUAUUGACAAGCUAUGAAUUAUAUCAAAGUACAAAAAGCAACUACUGAUUAGCUUUUAAGUUGUAAAUAAUCCUUAUAUUAAGGAAACGUGUAUAUACAUGCAUCCUGUUAUUUAUAAAUGAAUAAUAAAUUUUAUAAAGGAAGUUAAUGAGA